Messenger RNA from Danio rerio (zebrafish), 2670 nucleotides. Lineage: Eukaryota; Metazoa; Chordata; Actinopteri; Cypriniformes; Danionidae. The record is from RefSeq and is a predicted model, not a curated record.
AGAGUUGAUUUCUGCAUUCUUCAUGUCAAGAUUAAUCCUGGACUUGAACUCAAACACUGCUGCUGAGCUGAUUGGCUGAAGUGUGUUGAGUUGUCCACUAUAAACUGGUGUAGUGUCAGGAAGACAAAGAGUGAGGCUGAUCUGAGAGGAAGCUGCAGAAGCACAGGAAGAGCUGCUGCUGUUUAAACAAGAGCUCAACAUAUAUAUAUAUAUAUAAAGCAGAAGACGAGUGUCAGACACACAGAAUGGCUGAUAGGAGUCCUCUGUUUCUGCUGCUCAUCUUCUGGACACUCAGCACAGGUGUGUUUGGAGAAGAGGACACUCAUGUGUUCAGCAGAUCUGGAGAAACUGUUCAUCUGCCCUGUAGAAACACUGAUCAGUACUGCAGAACAUCAGGAACUACAUGGACCUACAGCAGUUACAGACAGACAGCAGCAGUUCAGCUGAUUGGUUUAGGGGUAAAGAAGAGAAACUCAGAGAGACUGAAUCUGGGCUCUGACUGCUCUCUGAUCAUCAGUAGAGUCACAACAGAAGAUGCUGGACGUUACACCUGCCAACAGUGGAGUGGACGAGGAGGACACCAGUAUGGACCUGAUUCAGCUGUGUAUCUGCAUGUUGUUGCUGUCUCUCCAUCAUCAUCAUCAUCAUCAUCAUCAUCUUCAUCAUCAUCAUCUUCAUCUGAUAUUGGUCCGGGUCUCUCUCUGACUCUCUCAUGUCGGCUGUUCUCAUAUUAUGAAGUCUCCUGUGAUUAUUUGUUCAGUUCUGAGGAUCUUCAUCUGUCCUGGGUGGAUGAGGCUGGUGUUGAUCUGAACACAGACUCCAGAUAUCAGAUCUCUUCUACAGGCUGUAUCAUCAGUCUGUCUACAACACUCAUCAGUGAAGAUGAAGAUAAACAGUGGAGAUGUGGAGUCUAUCAGAGAAAUCAACUGAAGACCUCAGACACGUUUACUGUCCACUAUUCAGGUGUGUUUGGCGAAGAGGACACUCAUGUGUUCAGCAGAUCUGGAGAAACUGUUCAGCUGCCCUGUAGAAACACUGUUCAGUACUGCAGAACAACAGGAACAACAUGGACCUACAGCAGAUACAGACAGACAGCAGCAGUUCAGCUGAUUGGUUUAGGGGUAAAGAAGAGAAACUCAGAGAGACUGAAUCUGGGCUCUGACUGCUCUCUGAUCAUCAGUAGAGUCACAACAGAAGAUGCUGGACGUUACACCUGCCAACAGUGGAGUGGACGAGGAGGACACCAGUAUGGACCUGAUUCAGUUGUGUAUCUGCAUGUUGUUGCUGUCUCUCCAUCAUCAUCAUCAUCAUCAUCAUCUUCAUCAUCAUCAUCUUCAUCUGAUAUUGGUCCGGGUCUCUCUCUGACUCUCUCAUGUCGGCUGUUCUCAUAUUCUGGACUCUCCUGUGAUGAAUUGUUCAGUUCUGAGGAUCUUCAUCUGUCCUGGGUGAAUGAGGCUGGUGUUGAUCUGAACACAGACUCCAGAUAUCAGAUCUCUUCUACAGGCUGUAUCAUCAGUCUGUCUACAACACUCAUCAGUGAAGAUGAAGAUAAACAGUGGAGAUGUGGAGUCUAUCAGAGAAAUCAACUGAAGACCUCAGACACGUUUACUGUCCACUAUUCAGCUCCAGAUCUCACAGCUAAAGCAGAGCCGACACCACAGACUGAACCAGCAGCAGACACAACUGAAGCUGGAGCUCAAACAGCAGCAGCAGAGACUCCAGACCACAGCACAAACUGCACUUCUAUAACAGCUAAAGCUGAAGCAGAGACAUUCUGUGUGAUUAAACAGCAGUGACUCCAGCGCUCUUCACAACACCAGCAGCAGCUUCAGCUCAGUCUACACACUCCUCUGCUCUUCUCAUCUACACAGUUUUGAUAAACGGACAGAUCAUUUACAGGGAUAUGAGAUUUUAAACCAGUAUAAUGAUGGCCAUCGCCAGGAUUUGCUUUUAAGUAGGAAAACAGCAACAUUUAGCUUGAAUCAUUUUCUUAAAUGAGAUUUCUUGUAUGAAUGAUGAAUGCCUGUAUAUGAAUGCUUGAUGAACUUCUGCUAUUCUCCUGAUUAGUUGUUGAACACUGAGCUGUCAUGAUGCAGUUUUGAUGGUCUUUGACAGUGUUGUACAUACAUUAUCAUGAUGGUUAUUCUUGUUUUGCUGGUUGUGUUCUCCUCGCGCUUCUGUUUUGAUUAUUGUUCAUUUUUAAGCACAGAUGGUGCAGUGUUGCCAGAUAUUGCUCAGACAAACAAACAAAGAAAUCCUCUGCCAAAAAAAAUAUUAUAAUAAUAAUUCCAAAUAUUGUAUUUUGUUUUUAUUAACAGCCAAAUUACUCAAUGCUGUCAGUAAAAAACAACAUGAAAUGAUGCACAGCAUGAACUGCGAUUACACUCAUAGAGAACUGAGCUGCCCUGUGCUGUUUAUUUGUUUGCUAAUGUUUACUUUAUCAUUAACUGUGUAAUACAAUUCAUUUAUUUUGUGUUUAUAUGUAUUUCCUCAUCAUUCUGGUCUUUAUAUUAUUAGAGUUUAACAUUAUGACAGAUUCUCUAGACACUUAAGUGACUGUUUGUCAGUGUCUGUAAUUAUUUCUGUAGAUUAAAGAUGAAUUUGACAGUGACUGUUCCAAUGUUUUUCUAAUAUAUUUCUGUAAAUAAAUAAAAUUCUGUAAGGACCCUA